UGUUGGUGUGUGCUUAUAUAAAGGAGGAUAGGAUGUUGCAGUUCCCUACUAUUAUUAAAGAUACCUAUAGCUAAAGGGUUUCAAGAGAAAAAAUAAGAGAGAAAAAAAAAAGAUAUCAAAUAGCUAUAAGCUAUAGUUUCUAUAAUUGAAUAUAAAUUGUUGUGAGAAUUUUAUUUUAUAUAUGGAAGAACAUCUUACUCCAUUGGCUGUUACUCAUCUUCUUCAACACACUCUAAGAAGUUUGUGCAUCCAUGAAAAUUCUCAGUGGGUUUAUGCUGUUUUCUGGAGGAUCUUGCCUAGAAACUAUCCUCCACCCAAGUGGGAAGGACAAGGGGCAUAUGAUAGAUCAAGAGGAAACAGAAGGAAUUGGAUAUUGGUUUGGGAAGAUGGAUUCUGCAAUUUUGCAGCAUCAGCAGCACCUGAAAUAAACACUGGUGAUUGUCCUAGCUCAUCAUCAGUUUAUGGGAACUGUGAAUUAAUUCAACCUUACCAAGGUCUUCAACCUGAACUUUUCUUCAAGAUGUCACAUGAGAUCUAUAACUAUGGAGAAGGGUUGAUUGGAAAAGUAGCUGCAGAUCAUAGUCACAAGUGGAUAUAUAAAGAACCUAAUGAUCAAGAAAUUAAUUUCUUAUCAGCAUGGCAUAAUUCAGCAGACUCACACCCUAGGACUUGGGAAGCUCAGUUCUUGUCUGGUAUAAAGACUAUAGCCCUCAUUGCUGUUAGAGAAGGUGUUGUUCAAUUAGGAGCUGUUCACAAGGUGAUUGAAGACUUGAGCUAUGUGGUUCUACUAAGAAAAAAGUUCAGCUACAUUGAAAGCAUACCAGGAGUGCUACUUCCACAUCCUUCAUCAUCUGCAUACCCUUAUGGUAAUCCAGCAGAACAAUGGCAUAACUUUCAAGGAAGCAUUGCACCACAGCAUCAAAAUGAUCAACUAUAUCAUGAACAUUUCAACAACAUUAUGCCAAUGAAAGUAACUCCAUCAAUGAGUAGUCUUGAAGCAUUACUCUCUAAACUACCUUCAGUUGUUCCACCACAACAAAUUCAAACACAAACACAACAUGUUUUGGCACCACAACAACAACGAGCAUUGGAAUUUACCGGACGAAUGCAAAAAGUUGCGAAAGAAGAGUUAGAUAACGAAGAAGAUGAGGUAUAUAGACCUGAACAACUUGAUGUUGGUGAGAGUAGUAGUUCCAUGCCAGGGUACCAUCAACAUCAUUUCCAUCAAGAUCAUCUUGGAAAUGGAUCAAACAAUAAUAAUGGAUUUUGAAGUAUUAAUUAUCAAUUAAUCAUAUAUAUAAUUCUAUAAGCUUAAGUCCUAACAUAUUGUAGUGAGAGAGUUAUUAAUGUUAGGUUAAGUACAAUAAUUCUAGUACUAGUACGUACUACUACUGCAUAUUUCAGUUCUUCUUGGUAGUGUAUUGUAGUAUUAAUUAGUUCCAUUAUUCCAUGCAAAUGUGUGAAGAUUGUGUCAGUGUGUGUAUAUGCAGUUAGCUACGUAGUCAUAGUAACACUGCCAAUCUACCACAUUGUACUUGGAUCAACAUCCAAUGCUAGCUUCUGCUGCUGCUGUUUAAGGAUGUAAUGUAAAACAGCCAAUAAUUAUUAAUUA
Molecule: messenger RNA, 1612 nt
Organism: Medicago truncatula (barrel medic)
Lineage: Eukaryota; Viridiplantae; Streptophyta; Magnoliopsida; Fabales; Fabaceae
Product: protein RICE SALT SENSITIVE 3
Exons: 7
Coding region: 182-1270 (362 amino acids)
Source: RefSeq, a predicted model, not a curated record